UGACAUUUAUUUAUGGAAUUUAGGUAAGAGUUAGAAAAGAAGCAAAGAAAGAAUCGAUCGACACGGAAAAUGGAAUUGACAAGUAAGGAAGAAAGGUGAUAUUCCUCAAUUUUCUCUUUCUUUUUCAACAACAAAAUCAGAGUUAUAAUGGAUGAACAUGGCGAUUGCAAUUUCAACCACUGAAGGAUGUCACAAACUUAUGUCUCUUACUGCUGCGGCUCUUGUGGAUACCCUCUGAAAUUGACAUCUUCAAAUCGUAUCACAUCUAACAUUGCAUCAGAAUACCAAAAGUCUGUUAAUAAAGGAUCAAUCUCCUUUUCUUCAGUUGAUCUCAGCCGUUUUACACAGGUUGAUGAAAUAAAUUGUUUUCCAGUCUCAUGGUUGUCUCGUUCAAAGACUAAACUGCUUUGCCGCAAAUGUGGGGUUCAUAUUGGUUAUGGUUAUAGUAGAGAAUCACCUGCACUUUGUGGAUGUGAGCCUUCCAUUUCACCUGGCUCUCUGACAAAAUUCACCGUAAAGAUUCGAUCAUUACAGCCUUCUUCAGAUGAGUCUUGAAAAGGUUGACAUGGAAGAUCUUUCCAAACUUGGCGCUACCUCCAUCACGCACUUACCAGAUGACUGCCUUACUAUUAUUUUUCAUGGUUUAGAUUGUCGUACUGAUCGUGAAUCAUUUGGCUUGACUUGCCGCCGAUGGCUCCGUAUCCAAAAUUUCAACCGUCGGACUCUGCAAUUUGAGUGUUCAUUUAGUAUAUUAAACCCUUCCUCUUUGUCUGCUAAGGGUCUUGAUGUUUACACCGUCCAUAUUCAUAGGUUGCUAAGGCGCUUUCAACAUUUAGAGUCUUUAUCUCUAUGUGGUUGCACGGAGCUCGAUGAUUCAGGACUAACCCGUUUGCUAAGCUACGGUUCAAAUUUACAAAAACUUAAUCUGGAUUGUUGUUUGAAAGUCACUAACUACGGGCUAUCCCUAGUUGCUUCUGGUUGCCCCUCAUUGACAACAAUUAGUCUCUAUCGGUGUCUUAUCAUUACUGAUGAAGGAUUAGAGACUUUAACCACUGCUUGCUUAUCUUUGAAAUGCAUAAACCUGUCAUACUGCUCACAAAUAUCUGACAAAGGGUUGAAAGCUCUUACUCAGCAGUGUCGCCAGCUUCAAGCUAUUAACGUAUCACACUGUGAGCGUAUAAGUGGCGUUGGAUUCGAAGGGUGUUCCAAAUCUCUCGUACACGUAGAGGCCGAGUCUUGUAAACUUAGCCUAGAAGGGGUAGUCGGAAUUGUUAGCGGUGGCGGAAUAGAGCAUCUAGAUGUAUCUUGCUUAAGUUGGUCACCUUCAGGAGAUCCCUUGCGUGGAAUAGGAUUUUCCUCAAGCCUCAAAAUCCUAAACUUUCGAAUGUGUAGAUCAGUUUCUGAUGCUUCUAUUAUUGCAAUAGCCAAGGGAUGUACACUACUUGAAGAAUGGAACUUAGCAUUAUGUCAUGAGGUGAGUAUAUCUGGAUGGCAAGCAGUGGGGUUAUAUUGCCAGAAUUUGAAGAGACUGCAUGUGAAUCGAUGCCUCAAUCUUACUGAUAAUGGCUUGCGGGCGUUACGAGACGGUUGCAGAAGUCUCUCCAUUUUGUACUUGAAUGGUUGUGCUCGAGUGACACCUUUAGCAUUAGAGUUAUUCAAGUCUCAUAGAGGCGAUGUUUGCAUAAAGGAAGAAGAGGUAAUGUGCAUAAAGCCUUACUCCCCAUUCAGAUGAUACUGGCUGAUACAGAAUUAUCAACAAUCUAGACAUUAAAUGUAUUCUCAUUAUAGAGAAAGGUCUGCAUACAGCUGAGAAUAUUUAUCAGUUGUCUUAUAAGGUCUUUAUUUGUAUAAAAUAUAUUUUAAAACUUGUGGUUACUUCUAUUUAUACAUUAUUUAGAUACUACCUGGUAUAGAUUAUCAUAUGUCAUAAAUAUGCACACAAAUAAUUCUGGAAUUGGAUUGGAUGGAAGUACACUAGUAUUGUAAUUUGUACCCCUGAGGGAUCUCAAUACAUACUGUCACUUUGAGAACAA
Messenger RNA from Medicago truncatula (barrel medic), 2033 nucleotides. Its product is annotated as F-box/LRR-repeat protein 12. The record is from RefSeq and is a predicted model, not a curated record. Gene Ontology annotation, molecular function: protein binding. Gene Ontology annotation, cellular component: SCF ubiquitin ligase complex. Gene Ontology annotation, biological process: SCF-dependent proteasomal ubiquitin-dependent protein catabolic process. Bases 545 to 1732 code for a protein of 395 amino acids. The transcript has 2 exons. Lineage: Eukaryota; Viridiplantae; Streptophyta; Magnoliopsida; Fabales; Fabaceae.